Molecule: messenger RNA, 8644 nt
Organism: Thunnus maccoyii (southern bluefin tuna)
Lineage: Eukaryota; Metazoa; Chordata; Actinopteri; Scombriformes; Scombridae
Product: neural-cadherin-like
Exons: 37
Coding region: 1-7845 (2614 amino acids)
Biological process (GO): homophilic cell-cell adhesion
Cellular component (GO): plasma membrane; cell-cell junction
Molecular function (GO): calcium ion binding
Source: RefSeq, a predicted model, not a curated record
AUGGUAACACUGCCCUCUUCUCCUUUUUGUCCUUACUCAGGUCCCGAGUGGUACUUGGUCAGAGUGGAGUUGACUGUGACUGAUGUAAAUGACAAUGUCCCAGAGUGGAGCAUGGUUCCUUCUCCCUACCUCGCUGUGGUUUCCCCUGAUACCCCUGCAGGCUCGCUGGUGUACAAGCUCCUCGCUCAUGAUGGGGAUGAGGGCAACAAUGGUGAAGUGGAGUACUUCCUGUCUGACGGUGGUGAUGGUCGUUUUGAGGUUGAUAGGAAGAGCGGCCAGGUGCGAACCACAGGUCUCCCCCUGCAGCGUGACAGGGAGUACCUGCUGACAGUGGUGGCAGCCGAUCGGCUGGGCAGCCGCAGCGCCCCCGCCGUCGUGUCUGUGGUGGCUGGAGCCCGGCCGCCACAGUUCACCAACGCUUCCUUCACCAUCGCCAUACCGGAAAACACCCCUGAAGGACAGCCCUUCCUGGUCACACCUGCUGUGUCCUUCCAGAAGAAACCAAUCAGCUACAGCCUCCUCAUCAAUCCCAGCAGUCUCUUCUCUAUCUCCGCGGAGACUGGUGAAAUCAGCCUGACCCGCCCUAUUGACUACGAGAGCGACCAGCAUCGCUACUUGCUGUUGGUGCGAGCCAGCGAGGGCCUGGAAAGCAUGAGCAGUGCAGCAGAGGUGCGAGUUGUUAUUGUCGAUGAAAACGACUGCGUUCCAGAGUUCCUGCAGUCCAUUUACAGCAAGGAUGGUGUACCAGAAACCGUGACAACAGCUACCUCCCUGCUGCAAGUGUCAGCCAGUGACUGUGACUCUGAAGAGAAUGCAGAGUUGACCUAUUACACCCUGAGUCCAGACUUCACCAUUUCUUCCCACGGGACCAUCUUUCCUGCUGGCCCUCUGGACUACGAGAGGCCCAAUCAUCUGUAUGAGUUUGUAGUGAUGGCCAUUGACAAGGGGGAGGUCCCUCGCACCGGCACAACUACGGUACGGAUUCGGAUGGCUAACGUCAAUGAUGAGGCACCAGAGUUCUCCCAACACAUAUAUCGGACGUUUGUCUCAGAGGAUGCGGGCCCCAAUACACUCGUUGCCACGGUGCUGGCGAAGGAUCCAGAUGGGGACGGGAUUACGUAUAAAAUCACCACAGGAAAUGAGGAGGGCAACUUCGUCAUUGACAGCCAAAAAGGUCUGAUCCGUCUGCGUUCCAGCCCACCCCCUCGCCUGCAGGGUGUUGAAUAUAUCCUCAACGUUACAGCAACGGAUGACAACGCCUCAGGCGGACCUCAGGCCUUGUCAUCCACGGCUCAGGUCAUAGUGGGAGUGGACGAUGUGAAUAACAACAAGCCUGUCUUCGAGAAGUGUCAACAGUACCGAGAGAGCACGUCAGUCCUGGAGAACCAGCCAGCAGGGACUUUCGUUCUGCAGGUUCAUGCUGUGGAUGCUGACGAGGGCUCCAAUGGCAGGGUCACAUAUGGCUUCAUGCACAAAGACUCCACUGUGCCAGCAUUCAGCAUACACCCUGACACUGGAGUAAUUGUGACAGCCAGGAAAUUUGACCGUGAACGCCAACGGGAGUAUGCAGUGACAGUGACUGCCACCGACCAGGCAGCUGACCCACUGAUAGGCAUUUGUCAGCUCAACAUCCUCAUUUUGGACCAGAACGACAACAGUCCCAAGUUUGAGAACAUCCGAUAUGAGUACUUCCUUCGUGAGGAUACCAUGCUUGGCACUAGUUUCCUGCGGGUGGCAGCUCAUGACGAUGACUUUGGCACCAAUGCAGCCAUCACAUACUCUAUGUCCAGUGAUCAGCCGGAGUACCUUAGGGUCAACCCCCUGACAGGCUGGGUGUACGUCAACCAGCCCAUCUCUCAGAGGACUUACAUCACCAGGGAAAUUGUUGCUACGGACGGUGGGAACCGGAGCAGUUCAGUAGAGCUGGCCGUCACCAUUACCAAUGUGAAGAACCAGCCUCCACAGUGGGACAAGGACAGCUACAGCGUGGUCAUACCAGAAAACACCGUCCGAGACACACCCAUCGUGACCAUCAAAGCCACCUCCCCGCUGGGGGAUCCCAGGGUAACAUACAAUUUGGAGGACGGCAUGGUCCCAGAGACCAACAUGCCGGUUCGCUUCUACCUUACCCCCAACAGAGAAGACGGCUCAGCCUCCAUCCUGGUAGCGGAGCCCCUGGACUAUGAGACCACCAGGAACUUUAUGUUGCGGGUCCGAGCCCAGAAUGUCGCUGCUGUCCCAUUGGCAGCCUUUACCACGGUGUACAUCAAUGUCACAGAUGUAAAUGACAACGUCCCAUUUUUCACUUCCUCCAUUUAUGAGGCCUCGGUCACUGAGGGGGCAGAAUCAGGAGCUUUGGUUUUCCAGGUUUCAGCCAAUGACCUAGACUUGGGUCUCAACGGCAAGAUCUCCUACUCCCUGCUGGAGGAUCGCAGCGGAGACCACCAGUAUUUUCGUAUUGAUCCAGAGUUGGGAUUCAUCUACACACAGACUGUGUUUGACCGGGAGACCAAAAGCUCAUACCUGUUGGAGGUUCAGUCUGUGGAUGGCUGGGAAUCAGCACGGCCAGGCAAACACGGACAGCCCAACUCUGACACGGCGUAUGUUCGUGUUUUUAUCAGUGACGUGAAUGAUAACAAGCCAGCGUUUGCACAGGGAUCCUAUGAAGUCGAUGUGGAUGAAGAUGCUGACGUAGGCUUUGCCAUCCUCACUGUUAGUGCCAAUGAUGGGGACGAAGGUGGGAACGCUAAGCUGCGCUACCAGAUCACAUCAGGGAACACGGGAGGGGUGUUUGAUGUGGAACCGGAGGUGGGCACUAUCUUUAUCGCCCAGCCUCUGGACUAUGAGCAGAACAAAAGGUACAAGCUUCAUGUCCUUGCUUCAGAUGGGAAGUGGGAGGAUUACUCAACAGUGACAGUAAACGUGGUCAACAAGAAUGACGAGGCUCCAGUGUUUACCGUUAACGAGUACUACGGCAGCGUAACAGAGGAGCUAGAUGGCUCGCCUGUGUUUGUGUUACAGGUAACAGCAUCUGACCCAGAUAAGGAUGCGGAUCAGGAGGCCCUGCGUUACUCUCUCCAUGGCCAGGGUGCAGAGAGUGAAUUUGUAAUUGAUGAGGUCACAGGCAAGAUCUAUGCCCAGCGGACCCUGGAUCGUGAGGAGCGUGCCGUGUGGCGUUUCGUCGUCCUGGCCACAGACGAGGGCGGUGAAGGUCUGACGGGCUUCACAGACGUCAUCAUCAAUGUAUGGGACAUCAAUGACAAUGCACCCAUAUUUACCUGUGCCCCCAGUUGUCAUGGAGACGUGGCAGAAAACUCAGUAGUGGGGACAUCUGUGAUGGAGAUGACAGCCACUGACCUGGAUGACUCAGCUGUGGGGCAGAACGCUGUGCUCUCAUACAGGAUUGUGGGUAGUGUGGAUGCUACCAAAAUCGACAUGGGAGGAGUGCCCAUCUUCUCAGAAAUGUUCACUAUCAACCCCACCACAGGGACCAUCACUGUAGCCAUGAGUGCACUGGACCGAGAGCAGGUUGAAUCCUACCUCCUGGUCGUGGAGGCCAGAGAUGGUGGAGGGAUGACAGGAACUGGAACUGCGACCAUUCAAAUCAAGGAUGUGAAUGACCAUGCUCCAAGAUUCACUGAUCACCCAUGUAUGGCAAGGAUCUCUGAAAAUGCAGAGCCCAAUGCAGAGGUCCUGGAGCUCGCUGCAGAGGACAGAGACACUGGAGAAAAUGCCCAGCUGACCUUUAGUGUUGUGGCUGGAGACCAAGAACAGAAGUUCUACAUGGUCAGUCACAAGCAGGAGCAGCGAGGCACACUGAGGCUUAAGAAACGUUUGGACUAUGAACGACACAGCGAGCAGAGGUUCAACCUUACACUGAAGGUUGAAGACUUGGACUUCUCCAGCCUCCUGCACUGUAUGGUGGAGGUGGAGGAUUAUAAUGACCAUGCUCCCGUCUUCAUUCCACACUUUCUAUCCCUUGCCCCGCUGCCUGAGGACAUCACCGUGGGAACCAGUGUGGCACAUUUGGUGGCCAGUGACUCUGAUUCAGGCCAGAACCGUGACAUCACGUAUAGCUUGUUAGAGGAUUCAGAUCCUGAGGGUCUGUUUACCAUCGACCAGUCUGGCGUACUCUCUGUGGCCCAGCCUCUGGAUCGGGAAAGGAUACCCCAGCAUCACCUGGUGGUCAUAGCAACCGAUCAUGGGGUCCCACCUCUGACAGGGAGUGCCACAGUCCAGCUGCCUCUCUUGGACGUGAAUGACAAUGGACCAGAGUUUGAAGCUGCAUACUCCCCAAUCGUCUUUGAGAAUGUGGCUGGACCACAGGUAGUAAGGUUGAACCAAACAUCAACCCUCCUCCGGGCUGUGGACCAGGACUCCCCAGAAAAUGGACCACCUUUCCAUUUCACCGUCUCCUCUGAAUAUCGCCAUAGCAAUGAUUUCUACCUCCAAGACAACCUAAAUGGCACAGCAACACUGACAGCUUUGAGGACAUUUGACCGCGAACGCCAAAAAGAGUUUCUUAUUCCCAUUAUAAUGAGUGACAGUGGCCGACCAGCUAAAACUGUGACAAGCACCUUGACAGUAACCAUUGGUGACCAAAAUGACCAUGCACAUGUAGCGGGGGAGAAGAAGAUUUUCAUCAACAGUCACCGAGGACGUAUGCCAACCACAGUGCUUGGAAAGGUCUACUCUCCUGACCCUGAUGACUGGGACAACAAGACAUAUGUCUUUGAAGGUCAUGUGCCAAGUUACUUCAUCCUGAACAAGAGAACGGGCUUCCUAAUCAUCAAGGAGAACGCUCCACCCGGCACCUACCAGUUCCAGGUCCGUGUCUCCGAUGGAGUCUGGCCAGAUGCAGUCUCCACCGUCACUGUGCACGUCAGAGAGCUGCGAGAUGAGGCUAUCUAUAACUCGGGGUCGCUCCGUCUGGCAGACAUCACAGCAAAAGAGUUCAUUGAACUGAGAGGGAAGCAGCGGAGCCGCUACGAACUGCUGGUGGACUUCCUGUCUGAGAUGCUUUCCGUUCCACCUGAUGAUGUCAACAUCUUUAGCCUAAUGGAUGUGAGGGAGCGAAUGCUGGAUGUUCGCUUUGCUGUGCAUGAUGGCCCCUCCUUCCUCCAGCCCGAGAAAAUGCAUGGAUAUCUAGCUGCUCACAAACAAAAGCUCCAGUCAUUCCUGCAGAUCAGCGUGUCCCAGGUCCGGGUGGACGAGUGUCCCAGUUCAGAGUGUGUUGGAGCUGGUGGCUGCACCAACGUUCUGAAUGUGCGGGACACACCCACUGUGGUAGACUGUGGGACUAUGAGUCUUGUGUCCGUGACAGUGGAGUCCACAACUGUGUGCUCCUGCCCGGGCAGAGAGCAGUCCCAUCAGCCCUGCGCCGCAUAUCCCAGAAACCCCUGCUUCAAUGGUGGCAUAUGUGUGGAUACUCAGCAUGGCUACAGGUGCCAAUGCCCAGCUCAGUUCGAGGGGCCUGAGUGCCAGCAGAACAAGCACAGUUUCCACGGCAACGGCUAUGCUUGGUUUCCUCCCAUGAUGCCCUGUUUUGAGAGUCAUGUGUCACUGGAGUUCAUCACAGACGUGACUGAUGGAUUACUGCUGUACAGCGGCCCCUUAGCCCAACUGCAGGCCUGGGACCACGAGGACUUCAUGGCCAUAGAGCUAAUAGAUGGGACCCCCACCUUGAAAAUCAACCAUGGCUCUGGCACAGCGGUGCUACAGUUGCCUGGCAACGUGAACGUGGCAGACAGGCGGUGGCAUCGCCUGGAUGUCCGCAGCAACAGCAAGGAAGUGCGUUUCACCCUGGAUCGCUGUGCAGGGGCAGCAGUGAUGGAAAUGGAAGGACUGGGCAGCUGGCUGACCACCGAGGACCACUCCUCCUGUGAAGUGACCGGCAUCACACCCAACACUGACAGACACCUGAACAUGAGCCAGGUGCUCCAGCUUGGCGGCGUGAACGAGGACAUCCCCUACAUCUACCCUCAGCUCCAGCACAAACACUUCACCGGCUGCAUCCGUAAUCUUAUCGUGGACAGCAAGCUGUAUGAUUUGGGCUCCCCGGCCGACUCCCAGUCCAGCUCUCCAGGCUGCCUGACCACUGAUAGCAGCUGUGUCAACAUGGGCUAUCCGUCCUGUGGCCACCGGGGUCGCUGUCACGGUGAGUGGGGCUCCUUCAGCUGCCAGUGUGUGCCAGGAUACGCAGGACACCAGUGUGAAGAGGAGGUCCCAGAGUAUUCCUUUGAUGGGCACAGUCACUUGCACUACCAGCUGACAUCCCCACUGCCGGCCCGGAGGACAUGGGUUCAAGUUCUUGUUCGAACCCGCAAACACAGCAGCAGCAUCCUCAGUCUGAUCUCGAAGGAGCAGAGUGAAUACCUGCGACUGGAGAUCUUUCAGGGCCUCCUCUGUGUUUUCUACAAUCUCGGUGAUGGGGACUACAACCUAACCAUACCCACCUAUCGCCUUGACAACGGUGAAUGGCAUGAGAUUUUCCUAGAUCGGCAUGAUAAUGAGAUGACACUGCGACUGGAUGGCGGCGGAGGACAGCGGGAGGUGACGGGAUCACAGGGCCGGAGCCGAGAAAUUAUCAUUGAUCCCACUGUGGUGAUGCUUGGAAAUACCUUCCCAUCUGGCAUCAACAAGAGCUUUCAGGGCUGCAUUAGGGACUUACGCCUCAACGGUCGCUACAUGCCACUGGACAGUCAGCCACGUGAUGGGGUUUCCCAGGUCAGCAUGCAGGGCCUCUCCCAGGGGUGCUCAUCUGACUCCUGCAAAAGGAACCAAUGUAGUCCCCCUUUCACCUGUGUUGACCUGUGGAGAGUGCACGAAUGCAGAUGUCCACCUGGCCACAUGAUCCGUGUGAACGGGACCAAGAAGUCCUGUGUGUACACGCUGUGUGCCACGCGGCCUUGUCACCGAGGAACCUGCGUGGCCCAGUCACCCUCCAAAUUCACCUGCCACUGCCCAGAGGGUUACAGGGGACACCACUGUGAGACGACUCUGGCCAUCUACAGGGAGGACGUGGGCCUGAGCUUCAGCUCCCUCUUCGCUAUCUGUAUCUGCUUCAUGGCCUUACUAGUUCUGCUACUGGGCAUUUUCCUCUACACUCGCUGGAGAAGCUACAAAGGACUGAAGGAGGGUGUUUACCACGUGUCGGCCCACCAUGACGGCUGGGAGGACAUCCGAGAGAACGUCCUCAACUACGACGAGGAGGGAGGCGGGGAGGAGGACCAGAAUGCCUACGACAUGGCAGAGCUGCAGAAGUCUCUCCAGCCGAGCCCGGCCCAGUCGGUCCAGUACUGCCGCUCCAGAGCCCUGCACCACCCUCCGCCUCCCCACCACCACCACCACCAUCACCUCCUCCACCAGGCGCCCCCUGUCCCGCCCUCCACCCAGCCGCUGGACUCCCUCAGCCGGACGGCCAGCUCCACCACCCUGCCCCCGUCAGCGGCCUCCACCUCCUCCACCGCCACCACCACCACCAGCCUCCGCAGGGACGUCCCCCCCACCAGACUCCCCGCCCAGGGCCAGGCCCGGCCCUCACAGCUGGCGCGCCGCUCCCUGUCCUUCUCCAGCCAGGAUCUCGCCCGCUACCUGUGCGAGAUCAUCCGCGACGCCGACCAGCACCCAGACACGGGGCCUUUCGAUUCCCUGCAGGUCUUCUCCACUGAGGGAGGCGGCUCGCCUGCCGGCUCCCUCAGUUCCUUCAGCUCGGCGGGGCUAGAUGCAGGGAGCAGUGGGGAUGGGGGAGGGGAGAGCAGGAGGGAGGAGACACUCGGGGAGUGGGGGCCUCGCUUUGAGAAGCUGCGGGCGCUGUACGAGCGAGCCGAGGCCAGCGACCUCUGAACUAGAACGCACACAGACCAAACCCCCUCUGAUAGGACCCUGCUAUAGGGCCGCCCCGAAACAAUCAAUUGACAGACGCUUAGCAGCGACCGAGGCGGGAAACCAGCGAGACAGCAACUGAUAGAGAUAUUCGCCCUGUGCGCGUUCUCACCACACCCCUCACUCGCUGACAAUUGACACGGAAGGUGUUGUAUUUACUGGAUGAUGAACCUCGUCAAUCAACAUGGUGGCCUCACAGACAGAUGAAAGUGUCCCUGUGAAAAGAGCCUGUCGCUCUGCGCUCCCUCUACCUUGGAUGACAAUUUUGCAAGAGCAGACGUUAUCAAACCUGCCAGUCAGGUUAAAGGCUUCGGAACGUCACUCUCUACUCGGGCUACUCAUCAUGAUGGAGCUUAGCUUCGCUGUCUGAAAAAUCUGUUCCAGUCACAGCCGCUGAAACCUUGAAUUAGUUCUGUUUUCUAACAGUCAUUGUGAGCUGCUCUGGAUAAGUGUCAGCUGAAGGCCCUAAAAUGUGAAAUGAAAAUGUUUUGGCCAGGUUUUGUUUAGUUUUUUAUACCUGAGCAAAUCUAAGCCACAUAAAAUGUAUUUUUACCCCCUUCGCUGGUGAAUGAGUGUGUAAAUAUUCACAGGACUAACAUAUAUUCAUGAAAAGACUGUGAAGAUGAGUGGGAUCAUACUGAGUAGCCCAUAAAGUGCAGAGUGGAAUUUCAGUAUAUAGUGGACACAUUGUGGUCUCGCUGCCUGGCUGUACACAGCUUCUGUCAAUGUUUGUAUGAGAAAAAAAGUGCUUUGACCAUCA